This is a messenger RNA of Colletes gigas, 479 nucleotides long. Its product is annotated as protein stunted-like. Gene Ontology annotation, molecular function: proton-transporting ATP synthase activity, rotational mechanism. Gene Ontology annotation, cellular component: mitochondrial inner membrane. Gene Ontology annotation, biological process: proton motive force-driven mitochondrial ATP synthesis. Lineage: Eukaryota; Metazoa; Arthropoda; Insecta; Hymenoptera; Colletidae. Bases 127 to 300 code for a protein of 57 amino acids. The record is from RefSeq and is a predicted model, not a curated record. The transcript is spliced from 4 exons.
UGUAGUUGCCCAUGCUUUUUGAAUGGGAGGUAUUUCUUACGAACCGUAUGAAAGUAAUUGAUCUGUUCGUUUCGUUCUACUGCAGUUAAAUCGAAAUUCUUUCUUUUCAAAGUAAAAGUAAUAAAAAUGGCUGCGUGGAGACAAGCAGGAUUGAAUUACAUCAAUUAUUCGCAAAUAGCUGCAAGACUUGUUAGACAAGCUCUAAAACCCGAAUUAAGGCCAGAGGCUCUAAAACGCGAUGAAGCAAACGUAAGAUUUACAAAGUGGGAAAAUGGUAAACCUGUCACUGAAAGACAAUAGUGACAACAAUUUAAAAAGUAUAAACCAUAUCACAGAUGAGUGGAAGUCAUCCUUUUCUAAGAUAUGUGACCACAUAAGUUAUACAUGGCAGAAGAGAUAGGAGUUUAAUGAAAUAGUCAUUUAUGUAUGGUAAUUCCUCAAUAUGUUCAUCUGAAGUAAAGAUAUCUUUUGCGAAGUUA